AUGGACGCCGUUGCGAUUCAAGAUGCCAACAAGAUCAGAGUCGCCAUGGGCCUUGCGCCCUUGCCCGUACCCGGCGAAGAUGGUCUGCAGUUCAAGUCAAAAGACGAUGGAGAAGAGUCAGACCCCGACGACAUGAGCACGCUCGAAAAGCGACAAGCAGCUGCUGGUGACAACUGGAAGAAACUGCAAGAUGAGGAAAAGGCACGACAAGCCCGUCAGGCUCGCAAGGAAGAGGCAAAGAGGGCACGCGACAUGGCUCUACGGAAUGCAAAGUUGGAAGGAAAGGGCUUGGGAGACGCAGAUGAGGCCGACAUGGAUGCAAAGACCUGGGCCCUGCAGUUCAAGAAGCGUCAAAAGAAGAUCGAGGCUGCAAGGAGAUACGAGGAAGAGCAGGCUGAGCUAGAGCGUCAGGCACAAGCAGAGUACUCGUCGAAGGACUUGGCUGGUGUCAAGGUCGCACACGAGCUGGAUCAGUUUGAUGCUGAAGGCGAGCAGAUCCUGACUCUGAAAGAUGCCGCCAUCGGUGAUGAGAGCGAAGACGACGAGCUUGAGAAUCUGGAUCUACGCGCAAAGGAACAACUGCAAGAAAAGCUGGAGCGCAAGAAGAACAAGCCUGUCUACAAUCCCAACGACAUGGACGAUGGCAACCGUUCGAUUCUUGCGCAUUACGACGAAGAGAUCGACGGCAAGAAAAAGAAGGCUUUCACUUUGGACACAUCUGGUGCAAUCGACCAAGCCGCUCUCACGGCCCAACGAGAAGCUGCAGAAGCCGAGCGCAUAGGCGUCAAGGGCAUCAAAAUCAGCUUGGACGAGUUGAAAGACGACACGCCCAUCUCAGAUUACCUAGAUGCCUCGACAGCGAAGAUUCGCAAGCCCAAGAAGCCGAAGAAGGCCAAAACUACACGCACAAAGGCCGCCGACGAGGAUGACAUUUUCCCUCUGCCUACACAACAACCUUCUGCAGAUCCAAUGGAAAUUGACGGUCAACCAACGUCAAAUGGAGCUGUUAAGAAACGUACUUUUGAGACCUUCGACGAUGAUGAUUUGCAGGCCAAAUUGGCGGAGCAACGCCGUCAAGCAUUGAAAAAGCGUAAGAAGACCGAUGCUGCUGAGCUGGCUCGCCGCAUUCGCGAAGAAGAAUCUGCAGCCGCCAUGGAAAUUGCCGAAGACGGCGAUGAACCCGGUCUUGUCAUCGACGAGACCACCGAGUUUGUAGCCAACCUGAGACGCCCACAGUCACCAGAUUCAGACGACGAGCGUGCAAGGGCCGCAUCAACACCUGCUGCUGGAGAUGUAAAGGACGAGGACGAACAAAUGCAAGAAUCGUACGCUGCGGUAGAAGACGAAGAAGACGCUCGUGCUCGUCAGGAAGCAGAAGAACGAGAGUCUGCCGGCCCAGCAGCAAUGACAUCUACAGGUUUCGAAGACGAAGAAGACACUACGUUAGGAGCCGGAGGUAUCCUCAAUAUGCUCCGCAAACGUGGUCUAGUCCAAGACAACGAUGCCGAAAAAGCCAACGCAGCCGUCCGCGCCCAACAACAGUUCCUUCAGGAGAACCAAGCCCUGGUUGACGAAUACGAUCGCAAAACCAGAGAAGAGCGUGAGAAAGACCGCAACUCUGGCCGCUGGGAUCGCAUGUCUCACCGCGAACGCGAGAACUACCAACGCCAGCAGAACGAGCAAAGAGAUGCCUAUCUUGCGCAGCUCCAAGCUGAGCACUUCAAGCGUUCAUACAAACCUAAUGUUCAGCUUCGCUACAAUGAUGAAGACGGUCGUGAGAUGAACCAGAAAGAGGCGUUCAAGCAUCUUAGUCACAGGUUCCAUGGCAAGGGUAGUGGUAAGCAGAAGACUGAAAAGCGUAUGAAGAAGAAGCAGGAAGAGGAUGAUAGGCAGAGAAAAUCAUUGCUGGGAUUCACUGGUACGAACGAGGCUGUGGGCGCUACGGCGAAGAAGAACAGGCAGGCUGGUGUCAGAUUGCAGUAG
Molecule: messenger RNA, 1983 nt
Organism: Aureobasidium namibiae CBS 147.97
Lineage: Eukaryota; Fungi; Ascomycota; Dothideomycetes; Dothideales; Saccotheciaceae
Exons: 1
Coding region: 1-1983 (660 amino acids)
Biological process (GO): maturation of 5S rRNA; mRNA cis splicing, via spliceosome
Cellular component (GO): U4/U6 x U5 tri-snRNP complex
Source: RefSeq, a predicted model, not a curated record